UUGAGAUCUUGGCGUGAUCAGAAGAGUUCGCGACAAGGUUUUGCCUUCACCACAUCGUCCUCUACUCCUCUCCCCGCAAGCUCCAAAAGCCACGGCCUAAAUAUAGCAAAGGCCUUCAUAGACUAAUCGAACAGAAGAAAGGAGAAAUAUUGGAACUUCUCCUCCAAGAUCGCUAUUUUCUUUCUCAUUUUCAGCGUUUCCUCCUGAUCAGUGCCAAUGGCGAUGUAAUGUGGCGCAUAGCUUGAAGCCCUUUUACUGGAGAGGAACAGGUGGAGGCGCUCAGAGAGAAGACGGAAAGGUGGCUCCUUUCUGCGCGUCCUGAGGGUUGGUCUUGCGCGUGUGGAGAAAGAAGAUGGCGGGCGGCGAGGGGGCGACCAAGGUCACAGGGGAGGGGGAGAUGCGGUCGCUGGCGCUGACGCCGACGUGGUCGGUGGCCACCGUGCUCACCCUCCUCGUCGCGGGCUCGCUGCUCAUCGAGCGCUCCAUCCACUGCCUCAGCAAUUGGUUGAAGAAAACUCACCGGAAUCCACUUCACAAAGCAAUGGAGAAGAUGAAAGAAGAAAUGAUGUUGCUUGGCUUCAUAUCUUUGCUUCUCGCUGCUACAUCACGAAUUAUCUCAGGAAUCUGCAUUGAUUCCAAGUACUACAACAGUAGAUUCUCCCCAUGCACCAAAGAAGAGGUUGAAGAAUCUAUAAAUGCUGAGCAUGCCAUAGCUCAUGCGCGCAAGCACCUAAUGGAGGUCAUUCUGCACCAUUCACCCAGGAGGAACCUAAAAGCUAGUUACCAUCACUAUCAAGGCUGCCGUGAGGGAUAUGAGUCAUUUGUUUCGCAUGAAGGUUUGGAGCAGCUGCACCGCUUUAUAUUUGUCAUGGCUGUAACCCAUGUGACAUAUAGCUGCUUGACUAUGUUGUUAGCAAUACUCAAGAUACAUAAAUGGAGAAAAUGGGAGGACGAAGCAUUCAGGGAUAAUCACGAAUCAUUUUCUCAGAUCGCCCAUGUGUCAGCAACUAGAAGGCAACCAGCACUUGCCAAAUCCUAUUCGUUCCGGUCGUGGAGCCAAAAUAAUGUGGUCAUGUGGUUUUUUUGCUUUAUCGCGCAAUUUGGUCAGUCCGUUGUUCGAGCAGACUACCUUAUCCUCCGCAAGGGUUUCAUAAUGAACCACAAUCUUUCACCGACAUACGAUUUCCACAAUUACAUGAUACGCUCAAUGGAAGAGGAGUUUGAGAAGAUUGUUGGAGUGAGUGGAGUGCUGUGGGGCUUCGUUGUUGCUUUCAUGUUAUUUAAUGUGAAUGGAUCUAACCUGUACUUUUGGAUAGCAAUUCUUCCUGUUACUCUUGUUCUUCUAGUCGGUGCGAAGCUGCAGCAUGUCAUUGCAACUUUAACAGCAGAGGGUGCAAGGAUGAGUGCUUAUGGACCAAGGAUAAAGCCAAGGGAUGAUCUCUUUUGGUUCAAGAAACCAGAGUUUCUCCUGUGGUUGAUACAUUUCAUUCUCUUUCAGAAUGCAUUUGAGUUGGCUUCUUUCUUCUGGUUCUGGUGGCAAUUUGGUUAUGAUUCAUGCUUCAUCAAAAACCACCUGUUAGUAUAUGGCCGUCUUAUACUGGGGUUUGCCGGACAGUUCCUGUGCAGUUACAGUACAUUGCCUGUUUAUGCGCUGGUCACUCAGAUGGGAUCCAAGUACAAGGCCGCUCUGAUCCCGCGGAGGAUCAGAGAGACCAUACACGGGUGGGGAAAGGCCGCGAGGAAGAGGCGGCGGCGCCGCGGGGACGACUCCACGAUCCGCACGGAGACGAGCACCGUGUGCUCCCUCACUGACGAGGACGACGACGACGACGACGAAGAUAAUCAUGAGCCGUUCGAGGAGACCCCAACAGCAGCCAGGAGGCCGUACCUGAAGAUCGAGCUGCAGCCGCACCGCGGCGGGAGCCCGAGGCCCGACACGCCGUGCUUCCAUCCCACCGCCAUGCCGGGCAGCAGCUCGGCCCACGCGAUGCUCCUGCGCCAGGCCUCGGCCUCGGCGCCGUCGUCGCCGUCCAACCGGGGUGGCAGCGUCACGAGGUCGGCGUCCAUGCCGAGAAUCGCUUCCUCGAGGACAGGCACGGGCACCCCGACACGCAUGAACGAGGAAGCUACGUGAUGUGCCGAUGCAUACAUACUGCAUACGCAUGUGACACUGGAUGUUGUCUACUGCUCUAGGAGGAAGUGAAAUUGCUAGUACAGUGUGAAGACUGAGCUGCAGCCGGCUGCUGCUAUAGAACUGGAUUUUGAGGUAGAUCUGAUAUACAGGUUUGAAUGAAAGUUAUGAUGAACUUUGUCUGAACAUAUCUUAGCAACGUGAGAAAUCUUGCUAGGAGAGACGCCUGCUCUGUCGGGAGUUAAAUCUGAGUUACUUUGUACAUGGAUCAAUGAUAUUGCUCCUCACAAUCUCACAAGUAUUUGGUAAAACGCGCGCUCUGUUUGGA
Messenger RNA from Phragmites australis (common reed), 2459 nucleotides. RefSeq names its product MLO-like protein 14. The record is from RefSeq and is a predicted model, not a curated record. The transcript has 16 exons. The coding region runs from base 353 to 2134 and encodes 593 amino acids. Lineage: Eukaryota; Viridiplantae; Streptophyta; Magnoliopsida; Poales; Poaceae. Gene Ontology annotation, cellular component: membrane. Gene Ontology annotation, biological process: defense response.